Macrosiphum euphorbiae (potato aphid) is the source of this 1545-nucleotide messenger RNA. The record is from the annotation of a GenBank genome assembly. Lineage: Eukaryota; Metazoa; Arthropoda; Insecta; Hemiptera; Aphididae.
AUGGUUUUACAGAGCAUGUGUUCCGGAGCAUUCCGUUUGGCCAUCGUCGUAUGGUCGAUCGGCUGCUUGUCGACGAUCGCGGCUCACCGGAUCUUGGCGUGUGAGCCCAGUCCCGGACACAGUCAUUGGAACGUCAUGUCAGCGGUGCUGGAGAGCUUGGUGGCCGCUGGACAUGAGGUGGUGUGCGUGACCAUGCACCCGGCCACCGACCGGUUGGCCGCGCAUCCCAACUACACGCACGUGGACAUGUCGUCGAUGGCCAUCGGUUCACUCCAAACAGCUCGGGACAUGGACUACGCACAUGUGAUGAAGGUCUUCAGGUCGAACGCGUUCAUGGUGGGGCUGGCCACCGCCCGGGCGAUGUACGUGUGCGAAUACUUGCUGGACAUGCCGGAAAUACGUGACAUGUUGGACGGAAGAGGUCCCGCGUUCGACGCCGUCAUCAUGGAGUCUCUGCACUCUGAGUGCAUGUCCGCACUACCCGACAGGCUGGGCGUGCCGGCCAUCUACGUGAUCCCGUCACCGCCGGUCAACUGGAUGCCGGUGGCCACGGGCGCCCCCGACCACCCAUCCUAUCUGGGCGCUAUGCUCGCCGACCGGCCGACGCCAGUGACGUUCGGCCAUCGGCUGGCCAACGCAUUGGUGUACGUGCACACUACACUGGUCCGGUGGUACAGCGACGCGGGACGCGACCACCGGUGGCCGGAGCACCGGCACACUAUGGUGUUCGUCAACACGCAUCACUCGGUGGAACCGGGUCGACCGAUGGGGCCCAACGUCCUGGAAAUCGGAGGCAUUCACUUGAACCGGCCUCUAGAGCCGAUUCCCCGAGAUUUAGCAGAUGUGAUGGACAGCAGUAAUGAAUUCGGAGUUAUCGUCUUUACUUUUGGUUCUUUGGUGGCCAUGAACACACUACCCGAUGAUGUAUUAGAUAAGUUUAAAAUCGUGUUUAGCCAACUCCCCCAAACCGUUAUUUGGAAGUACGAGAACGAUACCAUGCCUGACAAGCCAGAAAAUGUGGUGUUGUGUAAAUGGUUACCUCAGCGUGCUAUACUACAUCAUCCAAAUGUCAAAUUGUUCAUAAGUCAUGGUGGGAUGAGUGGAGUGUACGAAGUUGUAGAAGCGGGAGUUCCAGUUCUUGGCAUGCCGUUGUUUUACGACCAACCGAGAAACAUUCAAAAUCUGGUGGACCUCGGCAUGGCGUUGUCUAUGAAAAUCAAUAACUUGACUCAUACAGCACUAUCUGAAGCCAUAAACCGAAUAAUCAAAGAUAAAAGUUUUUCGGAAAAUGCGAAACGGGUGUCGUCCCUGUACCGAGAUCGUCCCAUGACGCCCUCCGAAUCCGUCGUCUACUGGGUCGAGUAUUUAAUUCGACACGGUACGGAAGCCGACAUCAGGCCCUCGUCGGCCGACGCGUCUUGGACCAGCCAUUUUAUGUUGGACAUGUGCGCCGCAAUGGUGACGGCUUUACUGACAAUAUGGUUCGUCGCGCGCGCCGUCCUGCACGUGGCGCUCGACAAAUCCAUUCCGUCCGAUGUGAAAUGA